Prunus armeniaca (apricot) is the source of this 360-nucleotide messenger RNA. Lineage: Eukaryota; Viridiplantae; Streptophyta; Magnoliopsida; Rosales; Rosaceae. The record is from the annotation of a GenBank genome assembly.
AUGCCCUACUUUGCUUCCUCACGAUGGCCAGUUAUAGUAAACAACUCAUUACUCCUUGACAACGAUGUUGUCAUUGGAGUUGUGAGGAGUUUAGUGACUCCCAAGGAUGUGUGUGUGCUAGGAACAAGGGAUGAUAAUAGGGUAGUGAGUGAUGAUGUGACAUUGAGCGUGCAAAGUGCGACAUCUGUCACAAGUGUUAGGCAUCGCCUAAUUGUGAAAUCCCAUGAAGUACAAGUGGAGAGGGUGAUCUUUGGAAGCUCAAGUGAUGGGCCCCAAAAAGUGGUGCGUGAAAACCCAAAAGAGGAGGUCCAAAAGGCCAAACUGAAGUCUCCAGUUGUGGAAAUAGAAAACGUGUCAUGA